CUUAAUUGUAAAGUUAUAAAUGAAACGUUGUUACACCGCUAGCGUACCUCGUACUUAAAAUUGUAUAAUUAUUGCAAAAAUAUGCUUGCAUUUAUGCAAUGAAAUUGUUUUCCUAAACAUAGAAGGCGCAAACACAGCCAAAAUGUCUAAAUUUAAUCAAAACGCAAAAUUAACCGCACAAAACCAGCUUAUACAAUGGAUAAACGAUGCUGGCAUGUCAGAUGGCAAGAAGAAAACGGAUCUCUUAAGGAAGAUUAUAGAGGUUCUAGUGCACCAGCUACCUGAAAUGAUUCCCGUGUACAUGGAAAACAUUCUAAGCUACAUCAAUGACAAAAACACUGAAGUAAAAAAGCAAGUUGUAACUUUCAUAGAGGAAGUAAGCAAGAUCCAACCUGAACACCUCCCCACCAUAGUAGGGAAGCUGCGAAUAUCAAUCAUAGACACAGUAAUUGCAGUGCAGAAGCGAGCCAUCCAGGCAGCCAGUAUUGUGUACCGGAACUCUUUGAUGUGGCUCUGUGAGAGUGACGCGCCAUAUACUGAUAAGGAGCAUGUGUGGGAACAGCUUUCUGCUCUCAAGCUCCUAGUCCUAAACAUGAUAGACAGUGACAACGAGGGUAUCCGUACCCACUCCAUCAAGUUCCUGGAGGAGGUGGUUCUGCUGCAAACGGCUGGAGAGCCUGCUGAAGGGGAGUUCAGUCUGGACAGCCUGCCCGACAGCCUGACUUUUAUCAAGAGGAGGGCUUUGGAAGAGGAGUCAGAACAUAUCUUCACACUGUUGUUAAAGUUCCACAAUUCCCAACACAUCUCUAGCGUCAACCUAAUGGCUUGCAUGACGACUCUGUGUCUCAUAUCCAAGUUCCGACCAAAAUACAUGCCGCGAGUCGUGCAAGCUCUCGGUGACCUGCACACGACGCUGCCUCCGACCCUGUCGCAGUCGCAAGUCAACUCUGUUAGGAAACAUCUCAAGAUGCUGCUAGUUAAUCUAAUAAAACAUCCAUCGUCAAAUGAUAUGUUACCUCAGUUAACCCAGCUUUUAAUAGACAUCGGAAUGACCCAGCAAGAGAUUAACAAAGCGGUUCCUAAAGAGAGAAGGAACAAGCGAUUGGGAGAAAUUAAAACCGCGGACAUCCCUACCAAGAGAAUAAGAAUUGAUUCGCCUCAGAGCAACAGUCAAGGCAGCGACAGUAACAGCCGAAGUGAAUUCAAUUAUGACGAUGACAGCCAAACUAGUUUAUCUAAACAACCAACCGUUACUGAAGACACGUUAUUUGAAGGGCUCGAUAAUGCAGAUAAUGUAGUCAAACUUGUGACGGCUACGCUACUUAAUAAUCUACCAAGUGAAAUGCCUAGUAGUUUUGUAACUUUGUACAAGCCCAUACCAAAUGCAGGCAGCAAAGUUCAGAAGAGAUCUCUCGCUAAAAUGAUACAUAGUCUGAUCAAGGACGAAUCUGCACCUGCACCCGCCCCAGUCCCCGUCCCCGUCCCGGCGCCCGUACCACCUGUCUCUGAAACCAUUAAAAUCCCCUUAUUAAGAGAUGAUGAAGAAAAGAUCACACUCAAGCAAGCAGUAGCCAAACUACAACAGUCUACUAACGCCGACAGAGAAGCAGAGAAGAUCAUGGAAGAAACUAGGCAAGAUUUCCUCAAAGAAGAAGAACGGAAGAACAAGGAAAAAGAAAAGGCGAUACCUCCGCAGACGCCCACAGUUCCUAAGCUAAAACAGAAGGUGAAGCUACUUAAACUGCAAGAGAUCACUCGGCCGAUACCAAAGGAAAUUAAGGAGAGGUUAAUUCUACAAGCGGUCACCAGGAUCCUCAACGCAGAGAAGGAAGCCGCGAUAGGCGGAGCGUCGACUAUACGCGGAAAGUUAAUAACAAUCUUCGCUUCCAGCUACACUCCAGAAAUACGCGAUCUAGUGCUCAAUUACAUUCUAGAAGACCCAUCCAACCGUAUCGACUUAGCUCUGUCAUGGUUGUACGAGGAAUACGCCUUCAUGCAGGGAUUUAGCCGGCACCCUGUGACAUUACAGCCGAAGAUGCACGAGAAACACGAUCAGAAUUACAAUCAGUUGCUGUGUGCGUUGAUAACGCAGGUUUGUGAGCGCGUCGAGCCGGUCGUUGAAGGCGCGAAAGAUAUGUUGCUGAGGAAGAUAUACUUGGAGGCCCCGCUGGUGACCGAGGAGUCGGUGGACUACCUGAAGCACCUGGUGGCGGAGAACACCGUGCCUGUGCUGGCGCUGGAGAUCUUGGAGGAGCUGUGUUUGUACAGGGCGCCCUGGGCGCAUAAAUACGUGGCUGCCCUCGUCUGUAAUGUCAUGAGUCAAAACGAAGAAAUCCGUGACCAAGCACUCAAUGCUACCCUCAAAAUCUACUCCAGCAGCACGGAAGCGGUUAAAAAAGUGGUCGAAAAACACGCGCGUCUGUAUCUCGGGUUCAUCGCGAUGCCGCACCCGCCUAGCGAGUUCGCGGGCGAUCAGGCCCGACACGGGGUACGACCCACGUGGACAGACGACCUGUACAAGAUGUGCCUUAACUUGGCUAUGGCGCUGUUUAUGGAUAAUGAGGAGCUGAUGAUCGAGGUGGGGCGCGUGUACGGCGGCGCGCCGGCGGAGGGCAAGCGCGCCGUGCUGCGCGCCGCCGAGGCGCCCGCGCGCGCCGCCGCCGCCUCCGCGCGCCGCCGCGCCUUCCUCGCGCUGCUCGACGACUGCCCGCGCGGCGCCGACACGCUGCUCACCAGGCUGCUGCAUAUAUUCACUGAGAAAUGCCCGCCCACACAGGAGCUGGUAUCGCGCGUGCGCGCGCUGUACGCGACGCGCGUGUCCGACGUGCGUUUCCUCAUACCAGUGCUCAACGGGCUCUCCAAGAAGGAGAUUAUAGCUGCGUUGCCAAAGUUAAUAAAGCUGAAUCCGAUGGUUGUGAAAGAGGUGUUUAACAAGUUGCUGGGACUGCAGAACCCUAACGAGGAAGUUUUACCAGUCUCACCCGCGGAGUUGCUGAUAGCUCUACACCUGAUCGACCCCGGGGUGGUGGACCUCAAGUACAUCAUCAAAGCCACCGCGCUGUGCUUCGCGGAGAAGCAAGUGUUCACACAGGAGGUGCUAGCAAUAGUACUACAGCAACUAAUCGAAGAGCCCGACAUACCGGUGCUGCUCAUGCGGACAGUGCUGCAGGCGCUCACACUGCACCCUUCGCUGCAGCCGCUCGUGCUCAACAUACUGCAACUGCUGAUUGAGAAGGAGGUGUGGAACAACAAGGUAGCGUGGGAGGGCUGGGUGAAGUGCUGCGAGCGCACGCUGCCGGGCUCGGCCGCCGUGCUGCGCGCGCUGCCCGCGCCGCCCGCCGCGCUCGCCGCGCAGGUGCCGGCGCUGAGGGCCGUGCUGCAGGAACAACAGUACCCGCCAGUGCCUCCACCAGGAAAUCCUCUCGUAAACCCUCUAGUAAACCCACUGGGAAACCCGCUGGGAAAUCCCCUGGAACCGCUCCCCCCCGGGAUGGAAUGACCCCGCCCCUCGACUAGCGACACUGUCAGUGCAACAUGUAUAUAGAUGCUCUAAAGUCAAAAUCCAUACAUAAAUAUUACCAUAUGGAAUUUUGUUGGAUGAUUCGAUAGCUAAACUAAUUAUACUAUUAUGGCCCUUAAUUCAAGGCAGCAGUGGUGAUUUUCCUAAAACAAAUCGGGGCCAAAAGGGCCAUUGGGUAGGUAGUUCACCCUAUGCUCGCCAUGCCAAUUCCAAAAUGAAAUGUACUAGGACUAUGACGAGCACUCGGGCCGGACAUAUUUAUCUUUGAACCUAAUAUGGAAAGGUGCGGGCGCCGUGAUACUAAUAGUAAACGUUUGUGUCUUGCAUAAAUAAUAUAGUCACAAUAUACACAGACAAGUUUUUUUUUUCAGUAUUCUAAAUAUGUAGCAUUUCUUAAGUGACCUGCGUAAUUUGUGGGUGACCCCUGGGCUCGUUUAUAAUAUGAACUGCUGCCGUCGUUAAACAUAUAGUUCUGGCAAAUUUAGUAAUUGUUAAAAUCCGUUAAUAUUCGUUUGUUUUCAUCAAUCAUUUUGUCAUUGUGUUUGUCAGAAUAAGGCCUGAGUUACACUUGUAAGUUUUACUUACGUAAGUAGGGACAAAGCUAUUUGUUAGAAUGAGAUAACGAUAUUCAUCUCUCAUUCUGUAGUAUAGCCGUGUCCCUACUUACGUAAGUAAAACUUACAAGUGUAACUCAGGCCUAAGGGCAAGUUGCACCAACCACAUUUAACGGACUGAUUAACGUCAAUCAACAGUGUAGUAUGAAACUUCACAUACAAUAAAAUUUUGCGAACGCUUUAACGAUGACAAACGGUUUGGUGCAACCGACCCUUAGGUCCAUUUGCACCAUCCCAUUAACCCGGGGUUAAGCGGUUAAACCGUUAACUCAGUGUCAAAUUGUACUGAUAACCAUGGUAACGUCAGGUUUAACCGGUUAACCCCGGAUCAGUAAAAUGGUGCAAGUGCGCCUUAGACACCUAUUUUACUAAACAAUAAUUUUUAGCUUGAUAAAUAAGAGGGAAAAUGAAUAUGAGACCACAGACUGUAGUUUUAAGGUUUGAUUUACCACUUCAGCGUUACACUCUAGUUUUCUUUGUACUUACCAUCAACUCUUACGGGAAAAAACUAUGGAUACAUUAUACCUUCUCUAAAGAUAUAGCGGACUUUUAUAAUAAACACCAGUAACAUAAUCGAGUUUGUGUAUGACAUAAAACAUUCAUUCCUCUCCGCACUCGCUAGUUAGAAUGCUUUAUAUUUGACAUAACCGCGAUUCUGCAAGCUAAAGUAUACCACGCUAAGUUUUCAAGCCAAGUGCCAUGUCAAUAUAACACACAGGUAACAUGGCGUUGCUAUGGUGUUGUCACUGCUAAAUCAGUGCAAACUUAGCCUGGUCGCAGUCUAAGGACGUUGUAUUUUAAUGUAACGUAAGGCGGCAAUACAAAGUUUUUCUAUUUUUAAUUUGAACGUUGUUGUAUAGUAAAUUGGGAUGAAUUUUGAUUGUAUGGAAUUUGGAAUGAUUAUUUUGGUUUAUGCAAGGUUCCAAUGGGGUUGGCAGGUCGAAGUUUUUAGCAGAUGGCGCCAUCAUAGCUUGCCCUGUCAAUCUCUAUAAUUGUCAAUAUUUUGUUUUUUAAUACUCUAGAUGCCAGCCCUUUAAGCCAAAUCUCAUAGAAAAAGGGGCAAUCUAUGAUGGCGCCAUCUAUGCAAACCUUUGACAGUUGCCAACCCCAUUAGAUUGAAACGGAGUAUACGUUGUAAAUUUGUAAUGCACAUUAGGGGGCCCUUGCGAGAUAAAUAGCUCUGAGAUGUUUAACGGUUUACAAUUUUAAACCUCACGAAACCCUUUUUCUCAUGACCCUUAAUAUUGUUAAAUGUUUCAGUAAAGGAUUAUGUUUUUCUACAAACUUAAUUGGAAUAAAUAAUUGUUUGUAAAUAUUUAUAAAUAAAAUGUAUUUUGCAA
Messenger RNA from Cydia fagiglandana, 5474 nucleotides. It is a transcript of the gene Sym, whose product is annotated as symplekin. The record is from RefSeq and is a predicted model, not a curated record. Gene Ontology annotation, cellular component: mRNA cleavage and polyadenylation specificity factor complex. The coding region runs from base 143 to 3499 and encodes 1118 amino acids. The transcript is spliced from 13 exons. Lineage: Eukaryota; Metazoa; Arthropoda; Insecta; Lepidoptera; Tortricidae.